AGAUCACCUCGCUCCACAGUUUCUGAGGUCUCAUCAAAGUGGCCAAUGCGUUGGGAUCUUCUUGCUUAAACACAAAUUGGUUUCGAGAGUUUCAAAUCACCCAUGCAAUCGCUGCCGCUCUCCCCAUAAUCUCAAGCGAUUGGGAGAUGUCCUUGAGAACACCAAGCAAAG
Ilex paraguariensis (yerba mate) is the source of this 171-nucleotide messenger RNA. The record is from the annotation of a GenBank genome assembly. NCBI's taxonomy places the organism in Eukaryota, Viridiplantae, Streptophyta, Magnoliopsida, Aquifoliales, Aquifoliaceae.